AUACGUGCGUCUUAAGGUCAGAUUUAGUCAUCUCAUUCCAUUUAGCCGUCAUGUAUUUUCCAGCACUGGUUCUGAUCGUGCUGGCUGCUGGAAAUGUAUUGCCGCCUGCAAGUGCCUUUUUUCUCGAUUCAUUUUACACGCACGGACCUUCUCACCACUAUACAACAGCACGGGAAUACAGUCACUGCACACGAUAUUCGGAAUACAACUCACUGGCAAACUUGAUGAGAUAUGAUGAAUGCAUGAACAUAGAUUCAGUUUUCGAGCUGCUUGUCAACAUAACAAGAAAAGAACACACGGGACUGUGUAGGCUCCAUGUUAUUAAACUCCUUGCAGGUCAUUUUGGUGCCCACGCCAAGACACCAGCAUCUUGCACAUGUCAUGGAAGAAACCAAUUGCACGUGUAUAAAACGGGCGCUGAUGAUGGGGUACCUGAUCUGAAGGAACAUUGUCUCUCUCACGACUCGCAUUACAAAAAUCUGUAUAACCAGUUUUUCAAAAAUGGCGAUUCUCAUGGCCAUCACCAUGGUGAUACACAUGUUCCAGCCUGUAGGACACACCAUACAGUGUGGUCUGAACUGAAUAGCUUGAGCAACACCACUUACCACAGUUCGUCUUGCCAAAAGGAUAUAAUAUUCCAUCUUCAGUAUUAUUUUUCAAAGCAUGCAGACAGCUGUACGUGCACAGGACACGUUAUUUCACAGCAUACAAACGGUCAGCAUGGAAGCGGGCUCUCAAGUUGUCUCUCUUACAGCAGUUAUAAUGCACUGCUGCAGCUCGGAAAUACAAAUGGUUGCUUGAGCGCGAAUUCAGUCUGGCACUAUCUGGAUGAUCUUCAGGUCAAGGAUCCGUCAUGUCGACAGCAAAUUCAAAACCACUUGGCUGACAAGUACACUGCAGGUUCACACUAUGCUGAUGCCUGUACUUGCACUGCACAUAAACCACUAGUUAACCAUGAAAUACACAGAAUGGCAAAUGGUAGCUACACUGAAUGCAAACAACACGUCUCAGGAACAUACAAAACCAUUGAAUCUGAGUUGUUUUCUAACAUUCGCCAUCACGGAUGCCGAAAUCAUGAUAUCCUAUGGACACAACUUCAAGGUAUACGGGACCACUGUUCACAUUACUACCAUACCGAAUGUAGAGCCUUGGUCGACUGUACACAGGACCUGAUUGUCAGGGCUGCAGUCCAGUACCCAAAUGAUGAAUCAGACAGCUGUGUUUGCUCACAGGCGUCGACUACUACACAGACAACUACGACGGCCAGAAAAACAACUACUACAUCAACAACGGCAGCCCCAACUACACGAACAGCAGCGCCAACAACUACCAAACUCCCUGUAUCUACACAACCAGCAGGCCCACCAAAAAAAUUUUCAUGCAACGAGCUGCUGGUUGUGGAAAGAAUUGCCCAGGCCGAACAAGCGAAACACCAAAAUGCAAGCGCAUGCGAUCCGGACAUUGGCGGUUCUGAUGACGCCUAUGUUCUAUCCUCGUGCAACAUGACGUCACCGGUGACAUGGAGAAAAGGAGCCAAUGUUAUGGCAGACUGUGAAUCGAACACACAUUUAAUUCCCGGGUUUACACCUAUAUCAACAUUCAGCGGCGAAAGAUAUCAUUCAUUGGGUUCUCAGCCAGGAAUAUUCCUUGAAUGUUACAAUGCCGGAUUCAAGAUGGCGAUCCAAAAAUGUAAUGGAGUUCCAGAAAUCGUCCAUAUUGAAGAUGGAGUAUUUCUUAAAAGCCCACACAACUAUUAUGUGAUUGUUUGAGUUCAGUUGUAUUAUUUUGUUCAAAAUAUGUGAAAUAGAAGACGUUGCUUA
This is a messenger RNA of Mercenaria mercenaria, 1820 nucleotides long. RefSeq lists its product as uncharacterized. NCBI's taxonomy places the organism in Eukaryota, Metazoa, Mollusca, Bivalvia, Venerida, Veneridae. The transcript is spliced from 23 exons. The record is from RefSeq and is a predicted model, not a curated record. Bases 51 to 1769 code for a protein of 572 amino acids.